UGACCUGUAGCACCGUCCAGAGGGGAGGAGUUCAAACAGUUUGCGUCCAGGGUGUGAGGGGUCUGCAGAAAUCUUUUGAUCCGUUAGGUGUACAGAGGCAGGGCAGGUUGCCACCAAUGGUUCUUUCUGCAGUCCUGACUGUCCACUGGAGUCUGUUCCUGUCUUGUUUGGUUGCUGAGUCUGAGUUAGUGUUUCCUAACACUGUGACAUCUUUGCACCAACCUUCAUAUAUGUAGAAACAAAUUCCACAUCCCCUCAACUUUCCGGUUUGCCCCUUCACUCGAUCCACUCUGUGGAUCUGGAAAUCCAGGAGCAUAACAGCUUCAUCCUGGGGUCAAAUCAAUGCCGCCGAUCGUGAGAAGUCAGAAUUAGUCUGGUUGAUGAGAAGCAGUUUGUCCAUUUUGUUGGCAAGCGAGUGGAGGUUUAUUAGAUGGAUAGCCGGGAGUGGCGUUUGGAGGCCUCUCUGUCAGAGCUUGACUCAGGCACCGGCUCUCUUUCCCCUGCAGCGGUUCUUGUAGGUUCUGAGUAUCGCUGCUGCUCCACCAGCCAAAAUGUCAAAACAACUUAGGCCGUCCAUAAAAACAAGAGAAAAGGUGUUCAGAGUGAGUUGUCGGAUGUUCAACAGCUCAUCUUUCGUGAAAGUAAUCCCAGAUGGGUCACAAAAGACCAAAGCAACAAGAACACAGUAGAGCACGUCACUGAGGUGGCCACACACAUGGCGCCAUCUUGAACAACCAACAGUGACAGUCUGGCUGCACAAGAUACAUCUGUUUCCCAUGCGUCUGUUAUUUUAGAACUAUAAGAAGAGUAGUUAGAUAAAAGACAACACAAAAGGUUAAAACAUGAAGUUUCUUUUGCUCCAGAUUGCAGCAAGGCACAUGAAACUUGACCAAUAUUAAAAUGAAAACAAAAAAGGUUGGGAACCACUGGUCUACACUCCUGGACAAACUUAUUUCAUAAAGAAAUCCCUGUUCUUGGAUGGAUGGAUUACAGGCCUAGUGUGCACAGGUCCAGGGGUCCAAAGGAUCAGCGGUGUCACCAGAGGAGACACAAAAUGCCUAUGAACACACAGAAAACCACAAGAGAAAUAUGCAAAUGACUUUAAAUAGCUGCAAAGCAGCUACAAAGACAUGCAAAACCUCUUCAGAGUUGCAGUGCUAUCACAAAGAGUGGCAAAAUGACCAUAAAGAGACUCAAAAAAACAACAGAUGCACAAAACAAGAGUAUUAGAUGCAAAGCGAGAGAGAGAACAACUACAAAGCUCUGCCCGAUAUCUUUAAUGAGCUGGAUUUGACCAUAAAUGGAAACAACUGAAAACCCAACUUCAGAGACACAACUCGGUUACAAAGUCCCACAAAACUUAUUCAGUCUGUGUAAGCACAAAAAGAAGCAAAGCGACAGAAGUAACACAAAAUAACCACAGGGACUGACUACCAACGACACAGCCUUUUUGUGCUUUUCACGUGUGUCCGGGCGCCUGUUGUUUUAUAAUCCGUCCAAGUUCAGCUGGACACGGCGCUGAAACCUUCGACUCUGAGUGACUUCAUUCACUGGCCUAUGGCCCCUGACCGGCCCUGCUCUAUUUACAUAGAAUAAUAAAGCACUUGUUUCCAGUGUAACAGACACUUACACACUGGGAACAAACAGUUGGUGUCAAACUAAAUGUCCAUGCUAUUGAACUGCUCCCCACUUUAGUUGAUUUGGGAUAUUCAGUCGUGUAGUGCUUGAUAGCAAUGAAUAGCUGCAGUGUAAGGGCAUAUAAAGGCUUUAUAUUUCUAUUAGACAUGCACACAGCCCUGCUUCACACUGUAUAUGUUGUACAAACUGUAUGUUGUAAAUGCUUAUCAGUCUGUUUUAAGGAGAGUAUUUUUCUCUUGAAUUGGCGGAUUGUACCAUAGUGAUCGAAUGCAAGAACCCAAAGUAAAGGUGCUAUCCUGCCAUGUCAUAUCCUGUAUUUUGCCACAUUUGUUUAGAUGUUAGCUGCAGCAAAUUCUAUAUUUCAGAUGUGUUCUUUUUCAAUGCUGCGUUGGCUUUGUGUUAUUAAUGUAUCUAGCAUGGUAACAUCAGUCUUCAAAUAAGUUUUAAAAACUGCAUGAUAUUCAGCUGCUGCUUUUGGUAUUUUCUAAUUAUUAAGAUGUCUAUUUAAGCAGAAUUAAUUCUGAGAUAGAAUAUGAAGAGCUGAAUCAGGCUUAGAUUAGCAGGCAGAUUACUUAUUAGUUCUUUUCUUAAACUUUUGGUACAUUUUGCUUUGUGCCCUUGAAUUAAAGAAACAGUGUAACAGUUUGGGAAGUACUGUUAUUGGAUAUUGUUGCAGUGGUUUAGUUGAUAUGAAUUUGUUGUUGUUGUUGUUUUUGGACUUUAACAUCCAGGUGGAAAAAAUAUUCAGUGUGGCCUUCAAUUUGUUAUUCUGACUCCGAUAUCUGGAAUGUCCUUGGAAACAUGGGAAUAAAAGCCACCCCAUCAGUUACAGAAUCUAAAUCCAAUGGCAAGGUUUCUUUGAUCAAGUCAGCUUUUUUUAAAUGGGCAUGAAUGUUUUGUGUGUGGUUUCACCUGUUAACAAGCUACUACAGGCCUGUGACAGGAAAAACUAGCUCCUUUGAGCUGUUUAAAUCUGGCGAACGGGGGUAAUGCCACGUGAAUGCGGAAAAACCUCCUGUUGUUCUGACUUGGUGGAGGGCUCACAUGUUAUUCCAAGGCUGUGGAGCGAACAUUGUUGCCUCACUAGAUAAACUAAAUUAUCUCCUUUUGCUGUUUGUAGUGGUUUGUUACCAAGCGAAAAAAACAGUGCUUGCCUGAAAUGAUCUUUAGCCUUUGUGUCAACAGUUUUUUGACAUGUCUGUUGUUCUUUUCACCAAAGUCGGAGACUGGCGUGUCUGUUAACGUGUUGCUAACCAGAGGCGGCAGCUACGAGGAGCUCCCAUCACCUGCUGCAGUUUAUUUCUGGGACGACAUGAAGUGCUGCCUUGGACUCUUCCUGCUGCUCUGCUGUGGGGUGCUUCAUUUGGGUUCGGGGCUCAGCUGCUACAAAUGCUCUGAUUACACCGGGCGCUGUUCCAACGUCCAGGACUGCACGUAUGAAGACUCCUGUAUCUCUCUGAGUGAACGAGAUGGGAAGACCAUCCGUCAGUGUAUCAGGUACACAGACUGCGAUAACUCUCGUCUCAGCCAGAUGUUCCCAUCCAUCUCCAGCUUCAACUACCGCUGCUGCAGCAGCAACCUGUGCAACUCGGGAAGCACAGUUACCACGGCGACAUCGGUCCUGGCCCUGGCGGGGUCCCUGCUGGGUGUUUGGUGGUGCUGGGUCUGAAGGUGCGGUGCACGAAUCCCUGCCAUGGUUGAGUCUCUAGGAUCAGUAGCUGUGAAAAGUUCAUUUGAGCUAAACAGGUUAUAUUUUAUUCGGCUGGUGCAGCUCAGGUCUGAAGGACCCAUUCACCUUCUUUGCUAAUUUCAUCAUCAUACUUUAUUCUGGUUUAACAAUAAAUACAAGAGAAAAU
Monopterus albus (swamp eel) is the source of this 3494-nucleotide messenger RNA. RefSeq names its product CD59 molecule (CD59 blood group) b (gene cd59b). The transcript is spliced from 5 exons. The coding region runs from base 2798 to 3307 and encodes 169 amino acids. NCBI's taxonomy places the organism in Eukaryota, Metazoa, Chordata, Actinopteri, Synbranchiformes, Synbranchidae. The record is from RefSeq and is a predicted model, not a curated record.